Messenger RNA from Pipistrellus kuhlii (Kuhl's pipistrelle), 2257 nucleotides. It is a transcript of the gene SDC2, whose product is annotated as syndecan 2. NCBI's taxonomy places the organism in Eukaryota, Metazoa, Chordata, Mammalia, Chiroptera, Vespertilionidae. The record is from RefSeq and is a predicted model, not a curated record. Gene Ontology annotation, cellular component: cell surface; membrane. The transcript is spliced from 5 exons. Gene Ontology annotation, biological process: cell migration; dendrite morphogenesis. The coding region runs from base 547 to 1155 and encodes 202 amino acids.
GGAGGGAGGGAGGCGGCGCGGGGAGGAGGGGCGCCGCCGCCGAGCCACUCUCCGCGCUCCGCCGCGCUCCCCGCCAGACACUCGGGGAGCUCCAGCCGCGCGGAGCGCACCCCGCCGGGCUGCUCCCCAAACUUCAGCCGCAGCCAGCCGCAUCCCAAGCCUUCCCGGCUGAUUCCCCCCGAAAAGAAGCCGAGCCGCGAGGCUGAGCAGCAGCCCGCGGGGGAGCAAGAGAACCGCAGAGCGAGCGGAGCCCCGGGAGCAGCCUCCCCAGCGCAGCGGCUCCGGGGCGCCGGGAGGGAGCGCAGAGCCAACAAGUGAGAAGGCGGCGCGGCCCCGGGCGAGCGGAGGACCCGGGAGCCAACCCGGGGGAGGCGGAGAGCGCCCCGAGCCGGAGCCGGAGCCGGAGCCGGAGCUCCCAGCCUGAGCCCGACCCCCCAGCUGCAGCUGCUUCGCUCGGAUCCCUGGUCGCGGCUGCGCCCGGUGCCGGGCAGGAGGCUUCGCGGCGCUCGGGCGGCCAGCGGCGGCUCCGGCCGGUCCUCGGGGAACAUGGGGCGCGCCUGGAUCCUGCUCACCCUGGGCUUGGUGGCCUGCGUGGCGGCGGAGUCGAGGGCAGAGCUGACGUCUGACAAGGACAUAUACCUGGACAACAGCUCCAUUGAGUUCGCGUCCGGAGUGUAUCCCAUUGAUGACGACGACUAUGCUUCUGCAUCAGGCUCCGGAGCGGAUGAGGAUGUAGAGAGUCCUGAGCUGACAACAUCUCGACCGCUUGCAAAAAUCCCGUCCUCCAGUGCUGCUCCCAGAGUGGAAACCACGACGCUGAAGAUGCAGAACAAGAUACCUGCUCAGACGAAGUCACCUGAAGACGUCGUUGAGGAGAAAGAAGUUCACCACCCUGACUCAGAAAGGAAAAGGGACCCAGACGAAGAGGAGACAAAUGUGUUCACUGAGAAGCACCCGGACAAUCUGUUUAAAAGGACAGAAGUCCUGGCAGCCGUCAUCGCUGGUGGAGUGAUCGGCUUCCUCUUCGCCAUCUUCCUCAUCCUGCUGCUGGUGUACCGCAUGAGAAAGAAGGAUGAGGGGAGCUAUGACCUUGGAGAACGCAAACCAUCCAGCGCAGCAUACCAGAAGGCACCCACUAAGGAGUUUUAUGCGUGAGACUCCCAGAGAGUGUCUCUAUUUAUGAGAUCACGGAACUUUAAACAAAUAAAGCUUUUGCAUAGAAUAAUGAAGAUCUUUGGGUUUUUUUGUUUUGUUUUUGUUUUGUUUUGUUUUUCAUUAAAGAGCCAUUUUGGCACUUUAGUGAUAAAACCCCAUUGUAUUUAAAAAAAAACAACAACAAAACUUUACAUGUAUUUCUUUAGAACAACCUAAAAUAAUUAAAACGUAACAUCUGCAGUGUUCUGUGAGUAGCAGUGGCAAAAUAUUGUUAUGAAAAUUCUCCAUGUUCAUGGGAUCGGUCUAAACUUGGAUGCGCCAAUGAUUGUUUUUUACGCUGUUUAAUUUGCGUCAGCAUGUCUCCCACGGACCUAGCCACGUGGGUCUUACUUUGUUAAUUUAUCUGUUGUUCCCUUCUCCUCCUCUGCUCUCCCCUCGUGUCCCGUGACAAAACAAAACAAGACUCUAGCCUUUUGUAGCUGUUACAGUGCAAUUUGUCUUUGGAUAAUUUUAGGUAAUGGUAAGGGAGUGUAUAUGUGAUUUUCAAACAUGUAAACUUUAACCUUUUUUUUUUUUUUAAGUGUCAGACUAUCCAUUUUACACUUUGUUUUUCAUGACCUGUAGCUUCAGGCAGAUUUGCAAGAGCAAAGUAAUGUGUAAAAUUGGAUUAUUACCAGAAAACGGUUGUGUCAUCUCUAAUCAGAUCUUCCUUUGGGAGGAUUUGAUGUUGAGUGACAGACAAGCCUCAGCAAACCCAAAGAUGCUAACAGUAUUUUGAGAAGUUGCUGCAGAUUCCUUCGGCCACUGUAUUUGUUAAUUUCUUGCCAUUUGAAGGUACGAGUAGGAGUUUGAGGAAAAGUCUGUUUUUGUUCUUAAAAAUGCAUUUAAGUUGUAAGCGUCUUUUUAAGCCUUUGAAGUGCCUAUGAUUCUAUGUAACUUGUCACAGACUGGUGUUAAUGAGUAUAUAUAACAGUUAAAAAAAAAAAGUUGGUAUUUUAUAAGCACAGACAAUUCUAAUGGUAACUUUUUUUGUAGACUGAUGAAUAGACCUAAAUUGUAAUUUGGGAACAUGAAAACUACUGAAUAAAUCAUGUGGCCUCAU